Moneuplotes crassus is the source of this 1284-nucleotide messenger RNA. Lineage: Eukaryota; Ciliophora; Spirotrichea; Euplotida; Euplotidae. The record is from the annotation of a GenBank genome assembly.
CAAUUAAUUCCUUUGCAUUUGGUUCUUCUUGAACAAUAGAUUCUUUGGAUUUUUGUGGAGCUAUUUCUUUGCUAGUCUCUUGAUUCUUAUUCAUAAACUGCUUCAUCAUCAGAUCAAACUUUUUAUUAAGCUCUUCAUUUCCCUUCUUGUUCUCUUCUUGCAGCUUCUUGUUAUCUUCUUGCAAUUUCUUGCUCUCUUCUUGCAGUUUCUUGCUCUCUUCAUGCAGCUUUUUGUUCUCUUUUAUUUGUUUAGCUAGCUCCUUCAUGAAUGUUUCGACCUUUUUGUUCAAGUCUUCAAUCUUCUUAUCUUUAUCAUCAAUAAUUUUCUUGUAAUUUUUUAAUUCAUCUUGAUGACGUUUAUCAGCCUCCGCAAGUUGAUUUCUGAGUUCAAGCAUAUCAUUUUCAUGCUUGGCUUUCAUGUCUUCAAUUAUUUUUUCAUAAGUGCCUUUUUGCUCUUUUAAUUCAUUUUCGUAUUUUUGUGUUUGUUCCUCCAUUUUUUUCUUCAGUUCUAGAUUUUGAGUGUUUAUCUUAUCGCUCAGCUCAACAUUUUCUUUUCUUAAUUGAGAGAUUUCAUUUUUGAAAAUGGCUUUCGUGGAAUCUUUGACUUUUUUUAUUUCUUGUUCAAAGCCAGCUUCAGCCUUCUUGCUGGCUUCUUCCGCUUUUUCGCGAGCUUUUUUCGCUUCUAUGAGGGCUUUUCCAGCUUUUUCUAGAUCUUUUGCAAAUUUUUCCUUUUCCUCUUUCAUUUUAUCCUCGAAUUCAUUAAUGCUAUUUCUUGUCUCUGGAUUUGAUGUAUUUUCUCUGUUAUUUAACUUCUGUGCUAGUUCCUCACUAGCUUUUUCAAGUCUUUUCUUCUCUUCAGCUAAUUCAUUUUUGAUACGCCUCUCAGUUUCUUCAAUUUCCUCGAGAUAGUGCAGCCUAGUUCUUAAAUCUCGGAUGGUUUUCUUUGAAAAAUUGAUCCUCCUUUCUUCCCAGAGCGUUUCAAAUUGUUUAGCAGUCCACCCUUUAUUUACAGAAACAACAGCUGUUCCUAGAGUGAAAACACUAGCAAUUGCAAGGCCGACAUCUUUAUCAACAUUGAUUCGAAACUUUUCACCGAUGUCAUCCCCAUCAAAUCCAUAAGGCAUUGAGUCGAAUUUAGUAUAGCCUUCAUAAUCAUCUUUAUCAUAAUUAGAGGAUUUAUAAUCUGGACUGUCAUAUUCAUCCAUUUCGCGUAUUAAAUCUAGAUUUCCUCUUACUUCUUCAAGUGAUAGAUUCUCUAUGCAACUUCCAAAUAGCGUAAUAGUGU